AUGUCUUUUUGGUUCAUCGCAUUCUCCACUUUCAUAUUAUCUAUCUUAAUAUACUAUUUAGUGAAAUUUGCAACAAAAUCAUCUUCAUCUUCUUCUUCACUACCACUUCCACCUGGACCAAAACCAUGGCCUAUAAUAGGUAACAUGCCUCACUUAGGCUCUGCCCCACACCAAUCUCUUGCAGCCUUGGCUCAAACCUAUGGCCCUCUCAUGCACCUCAAAUUAGGGUUUGUAGACGUUAUCGUCGCCGCUUCCGCCGACGUGGCUGAACAAUUCUUGAAGGUUCAUGAUGCUAACUUUAUUAGCCGCCCUCCUAAUGUUGGAGCUAAACAUAUGGUUUACAACUAUCAAGAUCUUGUCUUCGCUCCUUAUGGCCCAAGGUGGAGGUUGCUCCGGAAAAUAUCAUCCGUCCAUCUAUUUUCUAACAAAGUUAUGGCUGAAUUUCAAAAUUUACGUGAGGAAGAGGCGGGAAGAUUGACAAGUAAUUUGGCAAGUAACUAUUCAGACACAAAAGCUGUGAAUUUGGGACAAGUAUUGAAUGUAUGUACAACCAAUGCACUUGCUAGGGUUAUGUUAGGAAGAAGAGUAUUCAAUGAUGAGAAUGGUGGCAAUGACCCUAAAGCUGAUGACUUCAAAGAUAUGAUUCUUGAAUUGAUGGUGUUAGGUGGAGUUUUCAACAUUAGUGACUUUAUUCCUUCAUUGGAAUGGUUAGAUCUUCAAGGAGUUCAAGCUAAAAUGAAAAUAUUACACAAAAAGUUUGAUGCAUUUUUAACAAACAUUAUUGAAGAACAUGAGAGUUCUAAUUCUAAGAGGGAGAAGCAUAAAGAUUUGUUGACUACUUUAUUGGCACUUAGAGAUGAAGGAGAUGAUGAUGGAAAUAAACUCAAUAUUACUGAGGUCAAAGCACUACUUUUGAAUAUGUUUGCAGCUGGGACAGAUACAUCAUCAAGCACUACAGAAUGGGCUAUUGCAGAAUUGAUCAAAAAUCCAAAAAUAUUAGCUAAAGUCCAACAAGAACUGGACAAUGUUGUGGGCCGAGAUAGAAACGUGAAAGAAGAGGACAUACCUAACCUUCCUUAUCUACAAGCAGUCAUAAAAGAAACAUUUCGUUUGCAUCCAUCAACACCUCUUUCACUUCCAAGAAUUGCUUCUGAAAGUUGUGAGAUUUUUGGGUACCAUAUUCCAAAAGGUGCAACAGUUUUGGUUAAUGUAUGGGCCAUAGCUCGUGAACCAAAAAAAUGGGUUGACCCAUUAGUAUUCAAUCCCGAAAGAUUCUUACCAGGUGGUGACAAGUGUGAUGUUGAUAUUAAGGGAAAUGAUUUUGAAGUUAUACCUUUUGGAGCUGGACGAAGAAUUUGUGUUGGGAUGAGUCUUGGGCUUCGUAUGGUUCAACUUUUAACUGCUACAUUGGCACAUUCGUUUAAUUGGGAACUUGAGAAUGGGCUCAGAGUUGAAAAUAUGAACAUGGAUGAAGCUUUUGGGAUUACUCUUCAACGAGAUGUGCCAUUAUCUGUGUACCCUAAGCCCAGACUCUCGCCUAAUGUUUACUCAUCAUGUUUCCGAAUGUAG
Messenger RNA from Vicia faba (fava bean), 1569 nucleotides. Lineage: Eukaryota; Viridiplantae; Streptophyta; Magnoliopsida; Fabales; Fabaceae. The record is from the annotation of a GenBank genome assembly.